CCUCUUUUGCCCGGCGGGGUGCCGGAACGUUUUAGGUUCCUAUUUCUUGGCGUUUUGACUUCUUCACACAACUCGCCGUACGCGGCGCCCAGCGCGGAGACAUGAGUGUUCCUGUGUCACCGCCCCCGGACCGGGUCCUGACAGGGCCCUCCGACACCCUGGAGGCCGACGAGCCCACGCUGGGCUUAAGUGACACGUCUCCAGAUGAAGGACUGAUAGAGGACUUCGCUGUAGAGGACAAAGCUGUGGAACACCUGGUGGGAGGCCUGCUGUCCCAUUACUUACCCGAUCUGCAGAGGUCGAAGCAAGCCCUCCAGGAACUCACACAGAACCAAGUUGUGUUACUAGACACCCUGGAACAAGAGAUUUCAAAAUUUAAAGAGUGCCAUUCCAUGCUGGAUAUCAAUGCCUUGUUCACAGAAGCGAAGCACUACCAUGCCAAGCUGGUGGACAUAAGGAAAGAGAUGCUGACGCUCCAUGAAAAAACGUCCAAGCUAAAAAAAAGAGCACUUAAGCUACAGCAGAAGAGGCAGAAAGAAGAGCUGGAAAAGGAGCAGCAGCGGGAGAAGGAAUUUGAAAGAGAAAAGCAGUUGACAGCCAAGCCAGCCAAAAGGACAUGAGAAGCUGGGCUGUGGGUGUCCCGUCCUGUCAUACUCCCUGGAUCCCCAGUGCUGCACGUGAAGAGUGCAGUGUGGAUGGCGCCUUAUGCUGUGGCAUAUCUUGAAAUCUUUCCCAGGAUUGCUUUGUCUCCAUGACUUCACUUCACUUCACUCAAGAAGCCUUGUUGAUACUUGCAUUUUCAACUUUUGUCUAAUUUUAAAA
Molecule: messenger RNA, 822 nt
Organism: Acomys russatus (golden spiny mouse)
Lineage: Eukaryota; Metazoa; Chordata; Mammalia; Rodentia; Muridae
Gene: Bloc1s6
Product: biogenesis of lysosomal organelles complex 1 subunit 6
Exons: 5
Coding region: 102-620 (172 amino acids)
Biological process (GO): intracellular transport
Cellular component (GO): transport vesicle; extrinsic component of membrane; BLOC-1 complex
Source: RefSeq, a predicted model, not a curated record